Messenger RNA from Beta vulgaris subsp. vulgaris (sugar beet), 2898 nucleotides. Its product is annotated as sucrose synthase. Bases 190 to 2607 code for a protein of 805 amino acids. The transcript has 12 exons. Gene Ontology annotation, molecular function: sucrose synthase activity. The record is from RefSeq and is a predicted model, not a curated record. Gene Ontology annotation, biological process: sucrose metabolic process. Lineage: Eukaryota; Viridiplantae; Streptophyta; Magnoliopsida; Caryophyllales; Amaranthaceae.
AUUAGAUAUCACUUCCUCAUCAACUCUCAAUUACAUUCUUUCUAUUCUCUCAUUUACGUUAUAAGUAAAAUCCGUUCAUUCUGUUUUUACUACUUAUAGUAGUUCUCUUGUUAUAUUUUGAGCUCAAUAUUUUGGCAUUUGGUUGCAUUUCAGAAUAAAAUUGAGUGAGAAUCAUCGGAAGAACAAGAAAUGGCUUCUCGUUUGACUAGAGUUCCUAGCCUUAAGGAGCGUUUGGAUGAAACUCUCACUGCUCAACGCAAUGAAAUUAUCUCUUUUUUAUCCAAGAUUGCAAGUCAUGGGAAGGGAAUUUUGCAACCCCAUGAAGUGUUGUCAGAAUUUGAAGCUGUUGCUGACAAACAUAAGUUAGCUGAUGGUCCAUUUGGUGAAGUUUUAAGGCACACCCAGGAAACAAUUGUGUUGCCUCCAUGGAUCACCCUUGCUGUUCGUCCUAGGCCCGGUGUCUGGGAAUACAUUCGUGUCAAUGUCGAUGCACUCGCUGUCGAGGAAUUGACCCCUUCGCAGUUUCUCCAUGUGAAGGAAGAAUUAGUUGAUGGAAGUACAAAUGGGAACUUUGUGCUCGAGCUUGAUUUCGAGCCAUUUACUGCUUCGUUCCCCCGCCCUACACUUUCCAAGUCAAUUGGAAAUGGUGUGGAGUUCCUUAACAGGCAUCUUUCUGCUAAGAUGUUUCAUGAUAAGGAGAGUAUGCGCCCGUUGCUUGACUUCCUCAGGAUGCACCACUACAAGGGCAAGACAAUAAUGCUGAAUGACAGAAUCCAAAACCUUGAUUCUCUUCAAGCUGUUUUGAGAAAAGCAGAAGAGUUCCUGACCACCAUUCCUGCUGACACACCCUACUCUGAGUUCGAUCACAAGUUUCAGGAGAUUGGUUUGGAGAGAGGUUGGGGUGACAAUGCCGAGAGAGUGAUGGACAUGAUUCAGCUACUUCUUGACCUUCUUGAAGCUCCUGAUUCUUGCACCCUCGAGAAAUUCCUCGGCAGGAUCCCAAUGGUUUUCAAUGUUGUAAUCCUCACACCUCAUGGUUACUUUGCUCAAGCCAAUGUCCUUGGCUACCCUGACACUGGUGGCCAGGUUGUGUAUAUCCUUGAUCAAGUUCGUGCUUUGGAGCAUGAGAUGCUUCUACGCAUCAAGCAACAAGGUCUUGACAUCGUCCCGCGCAUCCUUAUUGUGUCUCGUCUGCUCCCUGAUGCAGUGGGGACCACCUGUGGUCAGCGUCUUGAGAAGGUCUUUGGAACUGAACACUCGCACAUCCUUCGUGUACCCUUCAGAACAGAGAAGGGAAUUGUCAGAAGAUGGAUUUCCCGAUUUGAAGUAUGGCCUUACCUAGAGACUUACACCGAGGAUGUUGCAAAUGAAAUUGCUGGAGAGCUACAGGCCAAACCUGAUCUGAUCAUUGGAAACUACAGUGAUGGUAAUAUCGUCGCCUCUUUGUUAGCGCACAAACUCGGAGUUACACAGUGUACAAUUGCUCAUGCGCUUGAGAAGACCAAGUACCCGAACUCAGACAUCUACUGGAAGUCAUUCGAGGAGAAGUACCACUUCUCUUGCCAGUUCACUGCUGAUCUAAUUGCCAUGAACCACACUGACUUUAUUAUUACCAGUACUUUCCAAGAGAUUGCUGGAAACAAGGACACCGUUGGACAAUAUGAGAGUCACAUGGCUUUCACGCUGCCUGGCCUCUACCGAGUUGUUCAUGGAAUUGACGUCUUUGACCCCAAAUUCAACAUUGUGUCUCCUGGAGCAGAUCUUUCUAUCUACUUCAAUUACACCGAAGAGAAGAAGAGACUCACAGCUCUCCACCCAGAAAUCGAAGAGUUGCUCUUCAGUGAAACUCAAAACGAGGAGCACAUCUGUGUUCUCAAGGACCGGAAGAAACCAAUUAUAUUCUCGAUGGCAAGGCUAGACCGAGUAAAGAACAUGACUGGCCUUGUCGAAUGGUAUGGUAAGAACAAGAAGCUGCGAGAGCUAGUGAACCUUGUGGUAGUUGCUGGUGAUAGGAGGAAGGAAUCCAAGGACACAGAAGAGAAGGAAGAAAUGAAGAAGAUGUACGGGCUUAUUGAGGAGUACAACUUGAAUGGACAGUUCAGGUGGAUCUCAGCCCAAAUGAAUAGGGUGAGGAACGGUGAGCUCUACAGGUACAUUGCUGACACCAGAGGAGCAUUUGUUCAACCCGCUUACUAUGAGGCUUUUGGGCUCACGGUCGUUGAAGCCAUGACUUGUGGGCUGCCCACAUUCGCUACAUGCCAUGGUGGGCCAGCUGAGAUCAUUGUCCACGGAAAAUCAGGUUUCCAUAUUGAUCCAUACCAUGGGGACAAGGCUGCUGAUCUUCUUGUCGAUUUCUUCGAGAAGUCUACGGCCGAUCCUAGUUACUGGGAGAAUAUUUCUAAGGGAGGAUUGCAACGAAUCGAGGAGAAAUACACAUGGAAGAUCUACUCCGACAGGUUGCUAACUCUUGCUGGUGUUUACGGUUUCUGGAAAUACGUCUCAAACCUUGAUCGCCGUGAAGCUCGUCGUUACUUGGAAAUGUUCUACGCCCUUAAGUACAAAAAGCUCGCUGAGUCAGUGCCUUUGGCUAUCGAGGACGCAAACUGAAGAUGAGAAGCGUUGUCGAAUUGGUGAAUAUGCAUGGAAGAAUGGAGGCGUUUCUCAGCGUGCUUGUCAAAAAUAACUCAAAUUCUUUGAGAUUGUAAUCAGAAAGAAAUGAAAGUCCUUUGGACUUUGUUUCUUGCUGCCUUUUUCUUAUUUCUUCUACCCUGUCUAUUCUGCAUUAUUGCUCUUUGCGGCAUUAUUGUCUUUUGAUUGUGGAGGGAACAAUUGUGUUCCGAUUUGUAAUGAAGAAAAGGUCCAUUUUCUACCUUAUUAUUUCCAAAUCAUUCUCUUCAA